UGAUGAAAUAGUCAUGAGGAGAGGCAGAGUCUAGCUUGAGUUACACCCCGCCGGUCGUAAAGUAAUGAACGAGAGAUCUAGAGGGGGGAUGGCACAGAGAUGGGCAGAGGAAGGCGAGACACAAGACGCUGGAGUUCCAAGUCUGUACCUUCACCUCAGGGGUGUAAAUAAUUGAAGGCCGCUUGGAUUCAGUCACAUUCUGCCAAUCAGGGAAAUGAAGGUGAUGUGUCCUGAACAAGCAGUCAUUGUGAUGUCAGAUUGUUCCUAAUUGCAUCGUCCCUCAACACGGUCGUGAAGUAAACGACGUGGUCCGGAUCAAAUCUGAAGAAUGACUCGACUUGAUUCAGCUCUCCAGCGGUCAGAAAGCCGCUCUGUGAUAGAAAUACAGAGCAGAAGAGGAAGUGUCAGCCAACACACAGAAACUAAAAGAGAAGUGGAACAAAAUGGCGGUCGUGCCAUUUUUAAGAGAGCCAGUCGCUUCCUCUCAAGAGACAGGGAAGAGGAAGGCGGCGGUCCAGCCUCUCCCAUACGGCACUACGAAAGAGGCCACCCCCUUCCAGCCAACCACAGUCCAGAACGCAAAGCCACCAUCCCCUUCCGAAACCGUGACCUGGGCCUAGCGUCCAUCAGGAGGCGCUCUGACAAUCUUAGCGAUGAGGCGAUAAGCGGUCUCUCUCCCCAACGACACAUGCCCUAUUCAAACUUCAGACGUGGCGACAGCCAAUCUCGUGCAAGCCCUCGCUCUGGGAGUCCAAGAUCUAUGAACGUCUCCCCUCAUAGGCGAGCAGUAUCUCAAAGUUCAUCCCAUCACCGAGGUUCCACCACACGUGGUCACCGAACAUCUCACACUUCCUCCAAACACGCCUCUGGGAAAUGCACACCUUCGCGAAGACGAGAUUCUGUCGUCUCGCGCACCGCCUCUCCCCUGAGAAGCUCUGGGACGAACAAAUAUGCUGAUUUGUUUAGCCCCUCUCACAAAAGAAGCCCCUCCCAGAGUUCAUACGGGCAUAGUUUAGAUUCCGAAAAGCUGUAUAGGAAUCUGAAAUCGAUUGCCAGUUCGGCCGAGUCGGAUGCUUCAGACGAUAGGCACUGCUGGUCGAAACAGUUGAAUACUGACAUGGAAGUAAAUGGCAAUCAUAGCAGUCGCAACAGUGGUCGCAACAGUCGAAAAAGUGGUGGAAACAGUCGCAACAGUAGAAACGCUGGUUGUAGCACUGGCUAUAACAGCACUGGUGUCUCGACCCCUUAUCGAGAUUAUAAUAACCACGGUCAUAGCACUCCUAAAAUACGCUCGAAUCAUAAAUCUGACAGAGAUGGUGCAUCACCAGACGCCUCAGACAAACCGUCCAGAUCUGAUUCCCGUCAAUCUCAAAGCUCCACCCACUACCCUUUAAGCCCCACCUCUCAAAAACAAUUACAUCCCAGCGCUUUUGCCAAAUCCCAAGCUUUAGUUGCUGAGACGAACAAGCCAGUCACUGACAGGAGCGGAAGCAGCAUCAGGCGGGGCUUGGAGGCAAUAAUCCUGUCAGAGAACCCCACGUCCGAGAGCCAACCAGCAGUGCCAGAGAUGACCAUAGAGGACUACGUGAUACUAGCGGAUAUUCCCCGCUCUAAACUGUAUCCUGAGGAAGAAGAAACAAUCGUAGUGAGAAGGAGACCGCAGAGCCAAAGCCCACGCCGAGACAAUCAGCACAGGGAUGUGCAAUAUGUUGAUGAGCGUGAGGUUUCAGAGGAGCGAGGCAGAGGAAGAGAAAGAGAGCGAGGAAGAGACCGCAGAGAGAAAGAACGCAGACGUCUAGAAAAAGAGAUGGGAGGACAAUCAAAAACCAACAGCACUGCAUCGGGACACUCACAGCUUGACUCUCUGAACUAUAAUAAGGGAUUGAUGGAUAUGCUGGAUGAAGAUGAAGAGUGGAGGCAGUAUUGGUUUGUGAUGGCUGACUCUGGACUGAGAUACUAUAGAGACUCAGAGGCUGAAGAGAGGGAUGAGGCAGAUGGGGAGAUUUAUUUACAUCACUGUCUGAGAGUGGAGGAAUUUGAUGCCGACAAGAAUUAUGGACUUCAGUUGCAUAUGCGUGACGGUCUGGUCAAUCUGUCCACGAAGACCUCCAGGAUCAGGAGGAACUGGAUCAACAUCCUGAGGAGAAGAAUUUCCUUCAGGGAUUCAACUGAAAGCGUCCGGUCUGAUAGACACCCAGACAACAGUGACAUCAGUGAUAGAGAGAGCUUGAUUGCACCAUCUCGAACCUCUCCAUCGCCCCCACAUCAGCGUAACCUGGGGUCAGAUGUCACCGGGCCGUAUCACGACGAGCCAGACAUGACGUCCUCACCAUUCACCAUCCGAAGGGAGGCGGGCGAGGGCCGUGACAAGGACCACGAGAGACGUCUGGAGGACCGGACUAAGUGGUUCCAGGACGGAGCUUCAGACAGGGAGGGUGAUGACCCCUGGGAUAAGGUGGAUUUAAAGAAAGGUGCCGUGACUUCUAUCGUUCUGUCCCGGCUGGAGGUUCCUGAUGCACCAACAGGGCCGGACAUCGAAAGGAAGUGGGAGGAUUUUGAGCAAACAUCAUUUGGAGAGCUGAGGUCGCUGUCACUGCUUGGGUCCCAGACUCCACGAGCGACCAAUGAGCCGCUUCAGCGAGAGGUGGUGUUUUUGAGGCAGCAGAUGGAGGCUCUUCGUCAGGGUCGUGUAGCGGCCGGCGUCGCGGGUCUCUGUGGUCCUGACGCGUCCUGCGCUCUCAGACUGGAGCAGAUGGAGCGAGAGCACAGAGAGAGACUGCGGGAGAUCCACAAUGAGCACGAGAGAGCAGGCAGAGAGAUGGAGAGGGACAAACGGGGACUGCUGCAGGAGGACGCACAGAAUACUGCUCAAGUCAUGGAUGCUCUGAGGAAAGCUCAUCAGGAGGAGAUGGAGAGACUGAAGGGACCAUCAGACCCCUCCAUCAGACAACAACUGCGCGAGUGCGAGUUAGACGGUCUGUCUGAGCAUUACUCACAACAGCGUGAGGAGCUCAACUGCAUCCAGAACAGCACUGAAGAGAGACACGGAGCGACCCAACAGAAGGAGAGAGAGAUGGAGCGACCCUUCAUCACAGGUCAAAGGUCAGGAAUUGUGCCCCUUGGCAGCAAUGAAAGGAGCACUUCAGAAUUACAGAUGUUAUUGCGAGGAAAGGAGAGCGAGGUGGAAUAUCUACACAAGGAAAUCGUCUGUCUCCGGAAAGCUGUUCGAACUCUUACUAAGGAGAAUGAGGCGUUGAGCGAGCGCUAUAAGGAGGUGUACAUGGAGCUGAGUCACUUAAAGGGCCGCAGUGAGAGAGAAAUGAAUUCUCUGAAACGACAUCUCAAACUCCGUAAUCCUGGCCUGGACGAGGAGUGUCAAAGCAACUGCACGGAUCGAUGAGAACACAAUAAUGAACUUGUCUACCACGAAUAUGCCUUUUGUUAUAAACCAGUUUAACUGGAAUAUUUAAGUUAAUAGAACAAAAACACUCUCCUGUGUUUGUAAAU
Molecule: messenger RNA, 3507 nt
Organism: Xyrauchen texanus (razorback sucker)
Lineage: Eukaryota; Metazoa; Chordata; Actinopteri; Cypriniformes; Catostomidae
Product: zinc finger CCCH domain-containing protein 13-like
Exons: 14
Coding region: 329-3400 (1023 amino acids)
Biological process (GO): actin filament organization; positive regulation of substrate adhesion-dependent cell spreading
Cellular component (GO): actin cytoskeleton
Molecular function (GO): actin filament binding
Source: RefSeq, a predicted model, not a curated record